UUUUUAUAUAUUUCCAAGAACUUUUUUUUCUUGAUUUUCUUGAUCGAGAAAAAAAAAUGUUUUCAAAUCUACUAUACUAUGACGCUAAGGAUGUGUGUAAACUGCGGCGAAGCUGAGCCGGCCAUUCUUGCUUAUUUUCAGUACAAACAUAACUAUUUAGUAUGAGCUACUCAGUGUGUGUUGUGUGUGUGUGUGUCUGAGCAUGCGGGAAAACUUUUGAAUGCCGCUGAAACAGUUCGUCCAGCUCAGAAGUAGAAGUCGCUUCCAAAGAAACGCAUUCUGUGGUAUGUAGCUUUGACAAAGCUUUUUUUCAUUGUUCUAGCUCAGCACACGUUGCUGCAGCUUUUGCAUCCAAUAGAUGGUACAGUCAUUCAAUAGAACAUAGAAAGAGUUCGAAUUCGAAUUGAUUAUUGUGAUAAUACAUGUGACAAACGUGAUUUUCAUUUUGUGUGCCUGUGUGAGUAAAACUGAAGCUGAGCUGUAUGGCUUCUUUUCUUAUCGAUAUCGAUGAACAAUAAUAAGUAUGCUGUUUGAUCAAUAAGUUGAUGUUGGAUUUACGUAACAUUUUCAAAGGUGUCAGGUACAAUACAAAAGUCAUGGCUGACCCUGCGGUACCAAACCGAAAGCCGGAAGCAAAACGCCGUGCAUAGAAAUCCACCGUCUGGCACGAAGCGUUAAAAUUGACACCUUUGGCUGGAUGCCAAGCAGGGGGGCGGCGCAGCCGACCUCCAGUUAUAUUGACCGUCAAGGAUUUAUAUCUUUGACUGGAUACCAAGCAGGGGGGCGGCGCAGCCGCCACCCCUGCGGGUAUCCAGCUCUAUUGACCUCAAGAAAUCAUACCUUUGGCUGGGUACCAAGCAGGGGGGGCGGCGCAGCCACCACACCUGCGGGUAUCCAGCUAUAUUGAUUGUCAGGAGUCAGCCCCGCAGGGCCAGUCUGGGGCAGGCGCGAAGCGCCUGUACCGGGCUGGUAAUAAUUAUAUGUCGCUUAAAUUUCCACUGUAAACUGCAAUUUUUACACUCUGCAAGUAUAAAAAACUGUAUUAACUUGGCAUUUGAUGCGGGGAAGCCGAGCUGGACAUUCCUAAUUAUUUUCAGUACAAACAUAACUAUUUAGUAUGAGCUACUCAGUGUGUGUUGUGUGUGUGUGUCUGAGCAUGCGGAAAAACUUUUGAAUGCCGCUGAACAGUUCGCCCAGCUCAGAAGUAGAAGUCGCUUCCAAAGAAACGCAUUCUGUGGUAUGUAGCUUCGACAAAGCUUUUUUUCAUUGUUCUAGCUCAGCACACGUUGCUGCAGCUUUUGCAUCCAAUAGAUGGUGCAGUCAUUCAAUAGAACAUAGAAAGAGUUCGAAUUUUUCGAAUUGAUUAUUGUGAUAAUACAUGUGUCACACGUGAUUUUCAUUUUGUGUGCCUGUGUGAGUGUGUAUUUGAUGAAAUCUUGCCUGAAGACUGCAUUUAUUGGAAUGAUUUGUUCUGUGUUUUUGUUUUCAUGAUUUAUUAUCUACUCAUCGCUUGCUUUUUUUCAUUUAAAAUAAAGAAAAUGGAGCAUUUACGAUAUUGCAGAAAGCCACAGCGGUCGACGAUUCAAUGUUGAGUGUCUUCAUGCGAUGAACCCACAAGGUUAUCCUAUAGGAUCUAUAGACACAAACUUGGAUUAAACAUUGGAUCGAUUAUCAUGUUCAGUCGCAAUAUUGAACCACAAAGUGGUUUGCUCAAUGGCACGCGUUUAUUUGUAAAUAGACGCAGCAUUGAAGCUCGAAUAUUGACAAGGAGGCUAUGAUUCAUUUUGCAGCAAAACGAUCGAGAUCUUAAGCUACCAUUUAAAUUGGUUCGUGGACGAUUUCCUGUCGUAUUGGCUUUUGCUCUGACAAUUAAUUAAUGUUUUAAGGGAAAUCUUUCGAUAAAAUAAGUGUGUACCUUCCUACACCAGUAUUGCAACAUGGAAUGAUUUAUGUGGCUUUUUGCCGCUGCAAAAAUCCUAAUAAUCUGAAGAUUUUUGUUCAUGAAAUUGAGGAAAAUAUCAACAAUGACCACAGUAUCUAUACCAAAAAUAUCGUAUUUCUUCAACUUUUUGAUUAGCAAUAAUAAUUAUGCUGUUCGGUGUACGCAACUUUUUCAACGGUAUCAGGUGCAAUGCACAAGUGAUGGCUGACCCUGCGGUACCAAACCGAAGGCCGGAAGCAACACGCCGUGCAUAGAAACCCACCGUCAGGCACGAAGCGUUAAAAUUGACACCUUUGGCUGGGUACCAAGCAGGGGGGGCGGCGCAGCCGCCACACCUGCGGGUAUCCAGCUAUAUUGACCGUCAAGGAUUGAUACCUUUGACUGGAUACCAAGCAGGGGGGGCGGCGCAGCCGCCACACCUGCGGGUAUCCAGCUAUAUUGACCGUCAAGGAUUGAUACCUUUGACUGGAUACCAAGCAGGGGGGCGGCGCAGCCGCCACACCUGCGGGUAUCCAGCUAUAUUGACUGUCAGGAGUCAGCCCCGCGGGCCAGCCUGGGGCAGGCGCGAAGCGCCUGUACCGGGCUGGUAAUAAUUAUUAUGGCAAAAAUAUUGCCAAAUCUGGCCAAUCUGAUGAUUUGAAUUUUUGGACGUUUUCAGUAGAACAACUAUUUAGAAAAUCAUCAUCAUCAUCAUCAUUAUUAUUGUCAUCAAAAUCAUCAAUAACUUCGAUGUCAUCAUCAUUUUCUUCACUAUCACCAUCAUCAUUAUUCAAAAUGGCCACAAUCAAUAUAAUAUUGGCGAUUUUAUUCAUCAAUUUAAUGGUAAUACAAAUAACAAUUGCACAAUCAACAGCCGUAAAUAGUGCUACUACUGCUACUAGUACUACUGGUAUCAGUAGUACAGAUUUAUUGAUACGUGAUAUUCUAUUAAAUCAAUCAUCAACAUAUUAUAAUGAUGAAUUAAUAUUGGAACAAAUGUUAGCCGCAGCCAAUAUGUCACAGCCACCGCCGGAAACAUGGCGUGCAAUUGUUAACCUGUUGACAAGAGGAGUGAAUGUAACACAUUUACAAUACCAUCUAUUGAAUAAUAAUCGAAAUAAUCAAAAUGAUUCACAUGAUGAUCAAUCAAUAAAAUCGAAUGAAAAGAAAACUAUUUCAUUAUUGACAUUAAAACAUGAUGAUGCCGGUGGCAUGAAUAAUGGCCAUCAUUCAAUUCAACAACAACAACAACAACAACAAGAUGGUGAUGAUGAUCAAAAUUUAACCAUAAAAAAAUCAACAAAAUCACAUAUUGAAUCAGCUAUCGAUGAAUUUCCAUCAGAUUUCAUGUCUGAUGAAUUUCGAAAUAAAGGUGGAUUUAUUGUUCAUAUCGCUAUUUUUGUUUAUCUAUCAUUAGCAUUGGCUGUUAUUUGUGAUGAUUAUUUUCUUAAAUCAUUGGAAUAUAUUAGUGAAGCACUUCAUUUGCCAUCAGAUAUUGCUGGUGCAACAUUUAUGGCAAUUGGAACAUCAGCGCCGGAAUUAUUUACAUCCGUAAUUGGUGUGUUUAUUUCUGAAAAUGAUAUCGGUACCGGUACAAUUGUCGGUUCAGCUGUUUUCAAUUUGAUCGCUAUACCUGGUGCUUGUGGAUUUGCUGCAUAUUAUAAUCUGAAAAAUAUGCCAAAAAUCAAUCCAUUUCCGAUCAUACGUGAUACAAUAUUCUAUGUGUUGACAAUAAUUACAUUGAUACUUUGCAUAAAAGAUAAUCGCGUUGAUUGGAUUGAAUCGAUAACAUUGAUUGCAUUAUAUAUUGUUUACAUUAUUAUCAUGUAUUUUAAUGCACAAAUAUCACAUGUUGUUGGUAAAUCCGAAAAAUUUCGUCGUCAUUCAUCAUCAUCAUCGUCAUCAGAUCCAUAUUUGAAUGGUGAUGUUGAUGAAAAAUCGUCUAGACAACAAAGACGCAAAACAAUUGAUUUGGGUGUCAAUGCCACAAACGAAUCACAACCAUUAUUGUUGACCGAUGAUAGUGUUAAACGUUUAUCACCACCGCCAGCAUAUCAAUCAGGUGGUUCAACAUAUGUUUCACAACAACAGCAAAUAAAUCCAUCAACAGCAACUAAUGAACAAUUGGAUUUAUCGAAAAUUCAUCUAACACUGUCUGAGAAUGGAAAAUUUAAAGAAGUUAAAUCAGGUGGAAAUCGACGAAUGUCACAAUCGAUCACAACUAAUCGUAAACAAUCAUCAGAAAUUAUCGAUCUGGAACAACAAUCAAUUGAUGGCAGUGGUGAUGAUGAUGAAACAGAUGCCGAUUGGUCUGGACAUCCAUUUAUUCAAUUUUUAUUGUUUCCAUUUAAAAUUAUAUUUUUCAUCACAUUACCGAAGCCAACUCGUUUCUGUUUUGUUAUCACGUUUGUUUCAUCAAUCAUGUGGAUUGCAUGUCUUACCUAUUUUAUCGUAUGGAUGGUUACAUUAGUUGGCUAUACAUUGGGAAUACCGGAUACUGUGUCUGGUAUAACCGUAUUGGCAGCUGGUACAAGUAUACCGGAAUUAAUUUCUAGCUAUUUGAUUGUCAAAAAAGCUGGAUUAGCUGAUAUGGCCAUUUGUAAUUCGAUUGGAUCGAAUAUUUUUGACAUAUUAUUCUGUUUAGGAUUACCAUGGCUAUUGAAAUCAUCUAUUGUUAUCGUUACUAAUGGUUUUGGUCUUGCCACAUUGGCCAGUAGUUAUAUACCAAUACAAUCGACAGCAUUACCGAUAACAUCACUGACAUUAUUAUUGACAAUCGGUGCAAUGAUAAUGAUAUUUCGUCUAUCUAGAUGGCGAUUAAAUCUAAAGCUUGGAAUACUUUGUACAUUGGUUUAUAUUGUUUUUGUUGUUACAUCAACAUCGUUGGAAUUCAAUGUUUAAUAUAAUGGCAAAACCAAUGAAAUAAUCCAAGAAUGGAACAUA
Molecule: messenger RNA, 4864 nt
Organism: Dermatophagoides farinae (American house dust mite)
Lineage: Eukaryota; Metazoa; Arthropoda; Arachnida; Sarcoptiformes; Pyroglyphidae
Product: sodium/potassium/calcium exchanger 5
Biological process (GO): intracellular calcium ion homeostasis; calcium ion transmembrane transport
Cellular component (GO): plasma membrane
Molecular function (GO): calcium channel activity; calcium, potassium:sodium antiporter activity
Source: RefSeq, a predicted model, not a curated record